Messenger RNA from Owenia fusiformis, 1306 nucleotides. Lineage: Eukaryota; Metazoa; Annelida; Polychaeta; Sabellida; Oweniidae. The record is from the annotation of a GenBank genome assembly.
UGUCAGGACGACAUCAAUAACAUCGAGGGUCACGGUUAAAUAUUUCGACUACAACAGCUUCAUUUUUUUAUAUUAGGAUUUUAAGAUAUCCGUAAGAUUACUAUCACGAUGAAUGGAGCAGAGGGUGCAACCGGAAGCACGGUCAAUCUGGCAGGGGGCAAUAACGGGGGACAGGUCAACUCCCGACUGUUGCUUAUUUUGAUUGCGGUACUUGGAGUAGUAGCAAUCAUAGGGUUAAUCUUGGCAGCUGUUGCGUUGGGCAGACCCACUGGAACCUCCGUGACAGUCCAGCCGGCUGGAAGUGGUGAUGGGUCAGCGGCGAAGGUCUCUCAAAGUGGCAAAAGGAUCUGGAGUAUUGAAAUCGGCCAUGACUAUGGAGCAUUCGAGUAUAUAGAUGACGAAGGAUACCUACAAGGCUUUAACUUUGACCUUAUAAAAGCUGUGUGCGAUGCGGCCGACAUGGACUGUAGGACCGUAUGGGACAAGUAUAGCAACUGCAUGAACUCUGAAGCAGGGGAGCAUUCGAUGGGAGGACAAGGUCUGCUAGACGGAUGGUACGAUGCAUGUAUGGGCUGGGUUCCAACCAUUGGAAGAACACACGUUUUCUCAUUUGCCCAAUCCUAUGGCAAACCGACCAUGGCACAGUUUUAUGUGAAGAAUGAUGAUGUCACUUUCAAUCCAAGUGACAUUACUGGGAAGAAAAUAGGUUUCAUUGAUGGAUGGGCGUACGAUGAGAAAUGCGUUGCCAAACAAAAAUCCAUCACAGGGUCGACUUUAGAUCGUGCUAACAUUGUUCAUGUUAGCAGUCCAACUGAACUCAUCCCAAUGAUAACCAACGGCAAGGUAGAUGCAGUGUUCACGGGAGAGGAGAAUAUGAAGACAGCUGUUAAAGACGGUAUAGUGAAGAAAUCUGGUGGUGACAUUAGUUGUAUGCUCGGAGGAGUUGCAGUAAUGGCCAGAAAAGACAGUUCUUUCAUUGCCCUGUGGAAUGAAGGAUUCAGAAAAAUCAAGGCAAAUGGAGAAUUUGAUAAGCUUUGCGAUUCGGAUAAGCACAGUAGCAAAGGGACGGUUGACUGUGUGCCAAGCAUGAAGUAGGAUUCACAAUACUGCAUGCGAACGUGACAAUUCUAAUUACAAUUGAGAACAAUAUUGUACAGAAUAUCAUAAUCCUGGCAUGGGCAUGAAAUCUUCAGCCAAUCGAGAUUUACCCGGACAGGCCUGUGGCUAGGUUUUGCCAAUGGGGGUUCACUCUUCAAAAAUUUCCAGGGGGUUAAUAUUUGUCAAAUUUAGCCAAAAGUCACUUAAA